AUGGUCGUCAACUAUAUUCAGAAAGCUUAUUUGGCAUUUCUUCUCCCAAAGCUCUACAAUACAUCCAUCCUAUUCACCAGUUUGUAUCUGGUACAACGACAGAAAAGGAGCUAUUUACGAUGGCAGCAGCAUCAUCUGAUCACGAUUGGUAUCUUGAUUGGUUUUGGACUACAGUUUACAACCGCUCUCUUACUUGGAUCGAAUUUGUUUGCAAAAUGGCUGAUGCGAAAUAAAUCUAUCCUACAACUGAUCAAUUCCAGCAUACUAUUUAUUGGUCUAACAUGGCUUGGCUUAAGUAUAGUAAGGCGCAAUAGCAAUAAUAACGAAAAAUUAGCACAGCAGCAAAUACAACAAGUUGAUUUUGAAGAAGAAGAAAAACCUUUUGUAUACCCCAACAGUGGCAGCACUAGUAGUAGUAAUAUAAAGCAUAUGCAGACAAUAUACCGGGUGACUCGUGAACCUUCAGCAUUGACCUGGAAAUCGGUACAGUUCUUGAAAUUGUUGGUACCAUCCUUUUUCAUUUUCUACCAAGCUAUCGAAGAUUCAAUGCUAUAUCAUAAAACGUCAGCUCUUUAUGUCUUGCUGAUGUUUACUAUUUUAAAACGUUAUGCCACAAGGUAUUCCCAACAAAUCAUUUCCCUGAUGAUUAUUCAUUUCACCAGCGCUAUUCAAUUAUCCAAGAUCUUUGAUUAUUCUCGAAAGCUUUUUGUUGCAAAGCCUGAGUUGGCUCAAAGCUUAGUUCAUACAAUUAGACAAUCUCAGCAACAGUCCUGGAGUUUAUUAAGCCAAAUUUGGAGUAUUCUCUUUACUAAUGAUGAGCCCUCUCUAUCAAAUGCUACUUUAUCCGGAAAAGAUGCGGCUAUAUGGACAGGAACAGGCUACAGUGUUUAUUGGUUUUUUAUUUCCUCGUGGUUGGUUUAUCACAAGUUAAAAUCAAAUAAAUAA
This is a messenger RNA of Mycotypha africana, 945 nucleotides long. RefSeq lists its product as uncharacterized. NCBI's taxonomy places the organism in Eukaryota, Fungi, Mucoromycota, Mucoromycetes, Mucorales, Mycotyphaceae. Bases 1 to 945 code for a protein of 314 amino acids. The record is from RefSeq and is a predicted model, not a curated record. The transcript has 3 exons.